This is a messenger RNA of Heterobilharzia americana, 2463 nucleotides long. NCBI's taxonomy places the organism in Eukaryota, Metazoa, Platyhelminthes, Trematoda, Strigeidida, Schistosomatidae. The record is from the annotation of a GenBank genome assembly.
AUGACAGGAAAGAAGGCAUUUCAGGUGUAUAUUUCCAAGAGAAAUUCCGUGAGAAUUGUGAAAAUACUUGGUUUUCAAUACAACGUGGGUAGGUUGAAUGGCUGCUAUUUUGGUUUCCGAUCCCUAAUUUGGAUAAUUUUGUGGUCGUAUUGGCGGGAAUCUUUGUUCAAGAUGACUACUGAAGAAGCUGUUGUUGAGGAGAUCAAUUACGAAGAGCAAUAUGGGGUGCUUAUCGAAGAGAAUAAAAAGUUGAAGAUUGAUAUUUCAAGUUUACAGUUAAGCAAUCGAAGUCUUGUCAAUCAAAAUAGGGAUGAAAAGAAAAAGGUUAUGGAUUGUCGUUUGCAGAUUGCUGACCUAGAGGGACGCCUAAAAGCGUUCGAUGCCACGAAGCAGGAGUUAGCUGACUCUCAAGCACAAUGUGAACGCGUACGUAUGACAUUAGAAAGUUGUGAAGCUAAACUAGCUGAUGCCGAAAGACGUGCUGAUGAAGCAUCCGGUUUGAUAAAAGUAAAGGAUAGCAUUAUUGUGAAGCAAAGCAAUUUCACAAAAGAAAUUGAAGAACGCUUACGAAAUAUCACUGAGGAACGAGAUAAUUUGUUACAUAAAACCUCUAAUCUAGAGAUGGAAUUAAAUGCAGCUAUAAUUAGGGGUGAAGAUGCUGAUGACUUAAAAGAACGUUUGAAAGCGUUGCAAGAACUUUUUGAUAAUUUAGUCAAUGAACGUUCUGAAACGACUAGUGAGAGUGGAUUAGCUGCUGCUAAUGACUAUUUCAAAUCUGAACAGGCUAAAUCUGAAAACCGUAUAGCUGAACUUAAAGAAAUAAAGAGUGGAUUGGAGCAGAAGAUUGAAGAAUUAUGCGAUGAUAAAAAGAAACUGCAAAUGCAGUUGGAACAACAACUGGAUGAAUACGAGAAAUUGGGUGAAAAAUGCGCAACUCUGGAAGCACGCAUCAAAGAAAUGGCUCAUUCCGAAAGGAGAUAUGGUGGUGGUAUGCUUGGUUCUCGUCUCAUUGGACCAACAUUGCCUCCAUGGAUUACCGAUGAUAAAAAGCUGGAAAAUGACUUAGAACGUCUGUCAAAGACCGAUCCUGCCACUCUACGCGCUAAAGUUAUGGAGCUAGAAAGCCAGGUUAACGAACUCAACCAACUUUUGACAUAUCGAGAAGAUGUUAUCCUACGUAUUCAUGAGGAAAUAUCCAAAAAGGCUUCUAAACUUGAAGCUGCAGAUGUUGAACGUUCAAGUCUUACAGCUCAAAUCAGUAUACUAAAACGCGAGUUGGCAACGGCUCGUGAAGACUUAGCUCGUCGUGGGGUAGGUCCUCUUGAAUUAGACGCUGAGAUUGAACGUUUGCGAAGUAAGCGAGAUCGAGAAUACCAACGACGCAAACGAACUGAAACCGAUUUAGAGGCUAUGGAAAAGGAAAAUCAAGAGCUAAAACAAAGGAUCAAGAGAUUGGAAGAAGCAGCUAUAGCAACCCCUCCUAAACCGAUCAUUCCUCAAAGUGAUCCUUCUGAUAGAAAUAAAAUUAUUGAACUCCAAGGCGCUGUAAAUCAAUUACGAAUGGACAAUGAAGCCAAGAGAUCGGAACUUUUCGAUUUACGAUCUCGAUUUGAUGCUAAAUCUGCACAGGUGGAUAAAAUGUCUGCAGAGUUUAAAACUAAAGAGCGUCUCUGCUCUGAGCUUACUACACAGCUUACAACUACACGUGGUCAAUUAGAGAGUAUUACAAAAGAGUUGGAAUCAGUUCGAUGUAGAGCUGUUCGUGGUGGAGCUGAAGUUGAACGGUGGCAUUCUGAUUUAACAAGUUUGCAAACUACCAAUAAAUUCCUUUCUUCUCAGUUAAAUGAUCUACGCAGUAAAGUGAUUGCCAAGGAUAGAAUGAUUGUUGAAUUAACAAAACGUUGUGAAGAUAUUUUAAAAAGUCAUUCCACUAAAGUUGCAGAAGAGCCAUGUGAAAAUGUUACUAAUGGAGAAGUACUGUGUCUACGCUGCCAGGGUCGUUUGCAUACAGAAGAUAAACAACAGUCUACCGAACUGGACAUUAUAUCUCAGCUCGAAAGUAAACUUUCUUCAGUGGAGAACCGUUGUGAAAGCCUAAUGACAGAAGCAAUUAAAACUCAGCAAGAGAAUGAAAGUGUAAAAUGUCAGUUGGAAUCAGAACUUGCUAGUGCUCAGCAGUGCCUCCAGAAGUUAUCUGAAGAAGUUGCACGGGAAAGAGAGAUAGCUUGUAGUUCAACAUCACGAGUACAGGAGCUUACUGCUCAAGUAAAUCAGCUGGAGACAGACCUCUCUCAGACCAGAUUACAAUUAUUAGAAGCCCAGUCUGAUCAUCAAAAAGAGAAUGAUGUUAAUGCCACCUCACCUCCUGCUAAGCGAACUAGGCGAAGCGCAAAUUCUACUGUCAACAAUGUCAAAGCAAAUUCAAAGAACAAUCAGGAACAUUCGUCAGGUGGACGGCAUUAA